AUGAGUUGUUGCGAGGACGGUAUAGUGUGUAGGUUCUCCUGAUGGUUCCCCCUUCAAAUAAAAUUAGAGCGUCACCACUGGGUCGGCUUUAGUCAGUCUCCGGCGCGAAUUGAAAGCAGACGCACCCAGAAGAGCCCAUAAAGAGUGGAAUUUAUUGAGUGACAAUUACUCUUGAAUGUGAGACAGAGUUCAAUUGAUCGGUAAAGUGCGUGAGAAUGAAGUCAGUGAUCAGUUUAAUUGUGCCAUGCUUCCUAGCUGUCCUUGCGGUGGCGGAUGAUGAGCUCACAGGAUCACCGCUCUACUGCCAAGAUCUCAAUCCGCAGAGUCAUUUGGAUAUUGAACAAAUCAUGGGCUUGUGGUACGGCAGUGAAAUCUACACACAUCACGACAAUGAGGAGCGCGAGCUGGUCUACAACUCCUGCGUGGUGAUCCACUUGGGUGAGGUGACCAAUGAAAUGAUCACCACGGAGAGGAGUCCUCGUCCUGGGGAGUAUGGCUACGGGAAUACAUAUCGUGGCAGAAAUAGUCGGCAGAAUUAUCGAUACCUCAAGCUAAUCUGGGAUGAAAGGGAGAAGACACUGGAGUACACAAUGCGUCUCAAUGCAUCACGACGUGGCUUUUGGAUUACAUCGGCACCACAGGGUGGUGGGCCAUUUGAACUGGAGCAUGGGACAUUCAGUGGCACGGUGCAGGUGAUGAAAGCCGUGGGAGAUCACCUCGUUCUCACCUUCUGCCAACACUUCCCCAGCGGGACACUCUUCUCCAUUGUUCUCUCGCGACAGCCCAACACCCUAACUUUCGAGGACAUUCAGAGUGUGAGGAAUCUCCUGAAGCGACGCGGACUACCCACGACGAAUGUACGAAAGGUGUGCCGGAAUGGUUCUAGGCGCCUCGAAGGCGCCUUCAGUGGCACCAUCCUCCUCCUCCUGGCCACCCUGCCAGCCCUCAGAAAAUUUCUGGUAAUUUAGAGGCAUCCCUCCUUCCCAUUGCCUGCCUGCAGUGUUUGCGCAACUCCACUGAUUCCAUCCAAUUUUGCAUCAAACCAUCUCACUCUGGCUGGAAUCCCCCACACCAUAAUUUAUAUAUAUAAUUUACAUGCUAUAUGUAACUCAUCAUCUGACCCUUUCAUACGUCUCUCCCCCGCCCCACACUCUUGAAGCCGGCUAAUAAAAUUCCAUAUAAUUGUAUUUAGUGAACAGAACAUGUGUAAGAUGAUCUUGAAAGAGAAAAUGAAAUAAAUGUCCAGUGGAUGAAAAAUAUUUGGGGAAAAAAAGAAGAUAUUUUACUCAUGCCCGUAAAACAUGAAUUUUUGUGAGUUCUCAAAUUGUCCAACAAGUAAUUGAUUAAUCGACCAUCAUUACCAAUUACAACAAUUAAACUCACUUUUCCGUCCGUCCAAGACGCAUCUCUCGCGCUCGCGGGAGCAAGUGGGUGUUGAAUCAGCAUCAGAGCUGCUACACACAACAUAGGAAGGAGGGUUCAAGAGGUCACCAUAGCGAGGCAAUACAAUACUGUUGUAAUAUGUAUAGUCUACAAAUUGAAUAGUAGCAUGAGUUCAUCAAAUUGUUCUCUAUUUCAUACAACCAUUAAUAUCAUUUCCAUCCACACACAGGGCAACAAAUCAUCGGAAUGUGUCCUUAAUCGUUAGAUUUUUUAGAAUCAAUUUCAAAACACUUAGAAUUUUCUCUAUAGCUAAGAAAGCGCAAAAAAGAUCUUUCUGUGCAGUCUGAAUCUUUGUUCUAAAAAUAACUUUUGAAUGAAAGCUUCAACUUGUGUUUUGUUUACUAAGAUAUUCCUUUAUUUCAUAUUUUUUUAAUACAAUAAUAUAUAAUUCAAUAGUCACCAAUAAUUAUUACAUAAAAAAGAAUAUCUCUAAAUGAAUAAAUUGAUAAAUAUAGACAAAUUAGAUUUAUUUCUCGUGAGAGUUCAUCCUAUGUGCAUAACCAAGGGAAAAAAGUAUAAAAUAAAAAUUGGAAAAA
This is a messenger RNA of Lutzomyia longipalpis, 1979 nucleotides long. RefSeq lists its product as uncharacterized. The transcript is spliced from 3 exons. NCBI's taxonomy places the organism in Eukaryota, Metazoa, Arthropoda, Insecta, Diptera, Psychodidae. Bases 216 to 968 code for a protein of 250 amino acids. The record is from RefSeq and is a predicted model, not a curated record.